CGACAACCCAGUUUAUCAACUCGCGGCAACCGUCAAGAUGGUGAGUCUUGCUGUAAUUCCAUGUGGCUGAGAGCCGACAUCGUCGCAAAUUCUCUUCGCCUGAAUCCAGGUCGUCCUCGAAGGACGAUCGCACCAUGGGAUUGGAAAUGGGUCUUUGCAAGAUGCUUCGGACGGUCUUUCUGAAGCGCAAAUUGCUGACUCGCCUGUCUGUCUUCGCUUACUACAGCCGCUACCAGACCAAGUACCGUCGUCGUCGCGAGGGUAAGACCGACUACUAUGCCCGUAAGCGCCUGAUCACCCAGGCCAAGAACAAGUACAACGCCCCCAAGUACCGCCUGGUCGUCCGCUUCACCAACCGCGACAUCAUCACCCAGAUCGUCUACUCUGAGAUCUCCGGUGACAAGGUCUUCGCCAGCGCCUACUCCCACGAGCUUAAGCGCUAUGGCAUCACCAACGGUCUGACCAACUGGGCUGCCGCUUACGCCACCGGUCUCCUCCUCGCCCGCCGUACCCUCAAGAAGCUCGGCCUCGAUGAGCAGUUCCCCGGUGUCGAGGAGGCCGAUGGUGAGUACACCCUCACCGAGGCUGCUGAGACCGACGAGGGCUCCCGCCGCCCCUUCAAGGCCUUCCUUGAUGUCGGUCUUGCCCGUACCUCCACUGGUGCCCGUGUCUUCGGUGCCAUGAAGGGUGCCUCCGACGGUGGUAUCUUCGUCCCCCACUCCGAGAGCCGCUUCCCCGGUUUCGACAUCGAGUCCGAGGAGCUCGACGCUGAGACUCUCCGCAACUACAUCUUCGGUGGUCACGUCGCUGAGUACAUGGAGGGUCUCGCCGACGACGACGAGGAGCGCUUCCGUGGUCAGUUCCACAAGUACACCGAGGCUGGUAUCGAGGCUGGUGACAUUGAGGAACUCUACACUGAGGCCCACAAGGCCAUCCGUGAGGACCCCUUCAAGAAGGACGAGGAGGAGGGCGAGAAGAAGACCAAGGAGGAGUGGAAGGCCGAGUCCAAGAAGCACCGCGCCGUCCGCCUCACCCGCGAGCAGCGCAAGGAGCGUGUUGAGCAGAAGAUCCGUGAGCUUGCUGCUUAAAUGGCUGGCUAGGCUAGGUCCGUCGUGCUUGAUGCUUUACUGAGUGCGAUAGUCAAAAGUUUUAUAAUUCUCUUUGAGAUAUAGGGGAAUUAAGGUUCUUCUUGCCCAAUACUUUUGUGAAUUGUGAUAUCCAGUAGUCUUGAUGAAAUCUCAUGACCGGAGUUAUGGCAGGGUUAUUUUACGGUGCAAUAAUGGGAUGCACACAAUGGGAGUUUUUGAUUAUGACCAUGUA
Messenger RNA from Aspergillus ibericus CBS 121593, 1320 nucleotides. RefSeq names its product 60S ribosomal protein uL18. Gene Ontology annotation, cellular component: ribosome; cytosolic large ribosomal subunit. Gene Ontology annotation, molecular function: structural constituent of ribosome; 5S rRNA binding. NCBI's taxonomy places the organism in Eukaryota, Fungi, Ascomycota, Eurotiomycetes, Eurotiales, Aspergillaceae. The coding region runs from base 162 to 1088 and encodes 308 amino acids. The transcript has 3 exons. Gene Ontology annotation, biological process: translation; ribosomal large subunit assembly. The record is from RefSeq and is a predicted model, not a curated record.